CUAAAGCCACAGGGCUAGCGGCUUCACCAAGGACACACGGAGGAAAAUGUAGUUUAAUGUGUCUUUUCUCGAGCGGAGCAGGAAUAAGCCCAUGUUUCCUGCAGGUUUGUGCAGCAGCUCCGUGCGCAGGCUGCUUUCAGCGGAGCGUUGGAGGCUCCGACGACUGAAGGGAAAUCUCUGCAGAUUUAAUUUCUCACACUCAGCUGCAGGGUCCAGGAUGAGCAAGAAGCUGCUGGUGGACGUGGACACGGGCGUGGACGACGCUCAGGCCAUCAUGCUGGCGCUGGCCGCCCCCGGCGUGAAGCUGCUGGGCAUCACGUGUGUCCACGGCAACACGGCGGUGGAGAACGUCUGCAGGAACACGCUGCGAGUCCUGCAGGCGUGCAACAGGCUGGAGAUCCCUGUGUUUAAAGGAGCGUCCAAGUCCAUCCUGGGGGAGAGCAUCAACGCAGGUCAUUUCCACGGGGAGGACGGGCUGGGCGACGCCCCGGACCCCGACGCCCCGGGCCUGGAGCUGGUCCAGGAGGAGGGCGCCGUGGCCGCCAUGAUCCGGAUCGUGAACGAGAACCCGGGAGAGGUGUCGCUGGUCGCCACGGCGCCGCUCACCAACCUGGCGCUGGCCGUGAAGAUGGACCCGGAUCUGCCGAGCAAGCUGAGAGGACUCUACGUCAUGGGAGGAAACACCGAGUCUCGAGGAAACGUGACGAUCUGCGGUGAGUUCAACUUCACCGCCGACCCGGAAGCCGCUUACAUCGUUCUGAACGAGUACCGCUGCCCCACGUACCUGGCCUGCUGGGAGUUCACCUGCUACAGCAAGCUGUCCUGGGAGUUCUGCGACGCCUGGUUGGCCCAGGACUCCCCCAAAGCUCGCUUCAUGGCCAAGAUCUUCCAGCACAGCAUCAAGAUGAGCCACAGCGAGCGCAUCGAGAAGGAGUUCGUGGCCGGCUCGGGCUUCAUCUCCUGCGACUCGUACGCCAUGGCGGCCGCCGUGGACGACGCCUUCAUCGUGGAGAGCGAGCGCCACCCGGUCAGCGUGGAGCUGACGGGCCGACACACCCGUGGGAUGAUGGUGGUGGACACGGUGGGGCUGCUGGAGAAGAGCCACGCCGCCGUCAUCAUGAAGAAGGUGGACAUGGAGAAGUUCAAGCAGAUGAUGAUGGCGGCCCUGCAGUAGCAUCUCACUGGUCGUCAUGGAAACGGUGGAGGAGUUUAAUGUAUAGAGGGUUUGCAUUGACGUCACUUCCCCACUGGACCAGCCCCCUUACUCACACUGAGUGGUAAAAACUGCUGCAACUAGUGGAGAAGACGGGAUAACAGCCGAGAUUUUUUUUUCAUUAUGCACUUCGAGAAAAAAGUCAAAAUGUCGAGAAAAAAGUCGAAAUGUUGAGAAUAAUGUUGAAAUACAAUUUCAAGAAAAAAGUCGAAAAUGUUGAAAAAACAAUCGAAAUGUCGAGAAAAAAGUCGAAAUGUUGAGAUUAAUGUUGAAAUACAAUUUCAAGAAAAAAGUCAAAAAUGUUGAGAAAAAAGUCGAAAUGUCGAGAUUAAUGUUGAAAUACAAUUUCAAGAAAAAAGUCGAAAAUGUUGAGAAAAAAGUCGAAAAUGUUGAGAUUAAUGUUGAAAUACAAUUUCAAGAAAAAAGUCGAAAAAGUUGAGAAAAAAGUCGAAAAUGUUGAGAAAAAAGUCGAAAUGUCGAGAUUAAUGUUGAAAUACAAUUUCAAGAAAAAAGUCAAAAAUGUUGAGAAAAAAGUCGAAAAUGUUGAGAAAAAAGUCGAAAUGUCGAGAUUAAUGUUGAAAUACAAUUUCAAGGAAAAAGUCAAAAUUUUGAGAAAAAGACAAAAUGUUGAGAUUAAUGUUGAAAUACAAUUUCAAGGAAAAAGUCAAAAUUUCAAGAAUAAAGUCGAAAUGUUGAGAAAAAAGGCGAAAUUUCGACUUUAUUCUUGAAAUUGUAUUUAAACAUUAAUCUCGACAUUCCGACUUUUCUCUUAAAGUGCACAAUAAAAAAAAAUCUUCCCCUCUCAAAUAUUUUUUCCCAGAUGAUGAUGGGCAGUAGGGGCGCCUCACUGGUCGUCAUGGAAACGGUGUAGGAGUUGAAUGUAUAGAGGGUUUGCAUUGACGUCACUUUCACACUGGACCAGGGGCCUUACUCACACUGAGUGGUAAAAACAGCUGCAACUAGUGGAGAAGACGGGAUAACAGCCGAGAUUUUUUUUUCAUUAUGCACUUCGAGAAAAAAGUCAAAAUGUCGAGAAAAAAGUCGAAAUGUUGAGAAUAAUGUUGAAAUACAAUUUCAAGAAAAAAGUCGAAAAUGUUGAAAAAACAAUCGAAAUGUCGAGAAAAAAGUCGAAAUGUUGAGAUUAAUGUUGAAAUACAAUUUCAAGAAAAAAGUCAAAAAUGUUGAGAAAAAAGUCGAAAUGUCGAGAUUAAUGUUGAAAUACAAUUUCAAGAAAAAAGUCGAAAAUGUUGAGAAAAAAGUCGAAAAUGUUGAGAUUAAUGUUGAAAUACAAUUUCAAGAAAAAAGUCGAAAAAGUUGAGAAAAAAGUCGAAAAUGUUGAGAAAAAAGUCGAAAUGUCGAGAUUAAUGUUGAAAUACAAUUUCAAGAAAAAAGUCAAAAAUGUUGAGAAAAAAGUCGAAAAAGUUGAGAAAAAAGUCGAAAUGUCGAGAUUAAUGUUGAAAUACAAUUUCAAGGAAAAAGUCAAAAUUUUGAGAAAAAGACAAAAUGUUGAGAUUAAUGUUGAAAUACAAUUUCAAGGAAAAAGUCAAAAUUUCAAGAAUAAAGUCGAAAUGUUGAGAAAAAAGGCGAAAUUUCGACUUUAUUCUUGAAAUUGUAUUUAAACAUUAAUCUCGACAUUCCGACUUUUCUCUUAAAGUGCACAAUAAAAAAAAAUCUUCCCCUCUCAAAUAUUUUUUCCCAGAUGAUGAUGGGCAGUAGGGGCGCCUCACUGGUCGUCAUGGAAACGGUGUAGGAGUUGAAUGUAUAGAGGGUUUGCAUUGACGUCACUUUCACACUGGACCAGGGGCCUUACUCACACUGAGUGGUAAAAACAGCUGCAACUAGUGGAGAAGACGGGAUAACAGCCGAGAUUUUUUUUUCAUUAUGCACUUCGAGAAAAAAGUCAAAAUGUCGAGAAAAAAGUCGAAAUGUUGAGAAUAAUGUUGAAAUACAAUUUCAAGAAAAAAGUCGAAAAUGUUGAAAAAACAAUCGAAAUGUCGAGAAAAAAGUCGAAAUGUUGAGAUUAAUGUUGAAAUACAAUUUCAAGAAAAAAGUCAAAAAUGUUGAGAAAAAAGUCGAAAUGUCGAGAUUAAUGUUGAAAUACAAUUUCAAGAAAAAAGUCGAAAAUGUUGAGAAAAAAGUCGAAAAUGUUGAGAUUAAUGUUGAAAUACAAUUUCAAGAAAAAAGUCGAAAAAGUUGAGAAAAAAGUCGAAAAUGUUGAGAAAAAAGUCGAAAUGUCGAGAUUAAUGUUGAAAUACAAUUUCAAGAAAAAAGUCAAAAAUGUUGAGAAAAAAGUCGAAAAAGUUGAGAAAAAAGUCGAAAUGUCGAGAUUAAUGUUGAAAUACAAUUUCAAGGAAAAAGUCAAAAUUUUGAGAAAAAGACAAAAUGUUGAGAUUAAUGUUGAAAUACAAUUUCAAGGAAAAAGUCAAAAUUUCAAGAAUAAAGUCGAAAUGUUGAGAAAAAAGGCGAAAUUUCGACUUUAUUCUUGAAAUUGUAUUUAAACAUUAAUCUCGACAUUCCGACUUUUCUCUUAAAGUGCACAAUAAAAAAAAAUCUUCCCCUCUCAAAUAUUUUUUCCCAGAUGAUGAUGGGCAGUAGGGGCGCCUCACUGGUCGUCAUGGAAACGGUGUAGGAGUUGAAUGUAUAGAGGGUUUGCAUUGACGUCACUUUCACACUGGACCAGCCCCCUUACUCACACUGAUGGUAAAAACAGCUGCAACUAGUGGAGAAGACGGGAUAACAGCAGAUUAUCGGCUUAAAUUAGCGUCAGUUGGACUUGACAGUGACCCGUACAGUACGGAAGAGUAUUAGGGCCAGGCAGGAGAAAAAUAAAAAUAAUAUUUUAGAGGAGGAAGAUUUUUGAAAGACAAGUUUGAAAGCUAUAUAUAUAUAU
Molecule: messenger RNA, 4103 nt
Organism: Cololabis saira (Pacific saury)
Lineage: Eukaryota; Metazoa; Chordata; Actinopteri; Beloniformes; Belonidae
Exons: 7
Coding region: 92-1174 (360 amino acids)
Molecular function (GO): hydrolase activity, hydrolyzing N-glycosyl compounds
Source: RefSeq, a predicted model, not a curated record